ACAGUAGUAGGCACACACACAUUCUCUUCUAUUUUGGCGAAUUUCGCCUUUUGUGCAUUCUCUCUCUCUCUCUCCCGGAGUCUCAGGCUUUCUCUUAACUUCUCAUUCUCUCCUUGGUUGAUGAAACUGGAUCGAUUUGAUAGAACCCAGAUCAAAUCUGUUGACAUUUUUCCAGAUUUCGAUGCUUUUUUGAGAUUGGGUUUCUCUUUCUUUUGAUGAAACUUAUCACUUUCAGCGUUGCCCAGUUUUGGCCACAAGGUGUUUGUUGAAAUUCCGGAGAGAGAGAGAAGCUCGAAAUUGGGAAUUCUGUAAGGAAAAAAAAAUGAGAGAUUUUCCUUCUUGCUCUGGUGAAAAUGGUGUUCAGAUUGCGGACUCUUCGUCUUCCUCGAGCGCUGGAAGAAAUGCUCAGAAUUUGGUAAUAUGCAUCUACCGUUGCCGCAUCCGAGGUAGGACUUGCUUGAUCACAGUCACAUGGACUAAGAAUCUGAUGGGUCAGUGUGUUACCGUGGGGGUUGAUGAUUCUUGCAACCGAAGUCUGUGUAAAGUCGAGAUUAAGCCGUGGCUCUUCACUAAACGAAAAGGGUCCAAGACUCUAGAGGCGUAUGCCUGUAAUAUCGAUGUUUUCUGGGAUCUCUCGUCUGCUAAAUUUGGAUCCAGCCCUGAACCUUUAGGAGGGUUCUAUGUUGGAGUUGUUGUUGACAAAGAGAUGGUUCUUCUUCUUGGUGAUAUGAAGAAAGAAGCUUUUAAAAAGACGAAUGCUGCACCUUCUUCAUCUUUAGGUGCUGUGUUCAUUGCUAAGAAAGAGCAUGUCUUUGGCAAGAGAACGUUUGCAACUAAAGCUCAGUUUUCAGGUGAUGGCAAAACUCAUGAUCUUGUGAUCGAGUGUGACACUAGUCUCAGUGAUCCUUGUCUCAUUGUUCGUGUCGAUGGAAAGAUCUUGAUGCAAGUGCAGCGGCUUCAUUGGAAGUUCCGUGGCAACGAUACCAUAAUUGUCAAUAGAAUCUCUGUGGAAGUUCUCUGGGAUGUCCACAGUUGGUUCUUUGGGUUGCCAUCAUCACCAGGAAAUGCAGUGUUUAUGUUCAGGACUUGUCAAUCUGUUGAAAAGACCUGGUCUUUCACACAGGUCCCCACGAGCUCAAAAUCUCAAAGUUUUGGGUUUUCAUUGAUUCUGUAUGCUUGGAAGAACGAGUAGAGAAGAAGAGUUUUGAGAGUUCUUUUGUUUCUCUUGAGUGCUAACUAAAGGUUAAAAAGGAACUGUUGAUUCUUGUCAAUUUAUUUUAUCAUAUGAUCAAUUGGUUUCAAUUAUAGUUUUCUCGUAAAAUGUUCGAACCGGAUCAUUGAAGUAUAUAUCAGUUUCAUAUGUCAAAAGUUUUUACUUGAGACUUGUAAAGACUUUUGUUCAAAGCCGAUUACUUUAGCCCUGUAUCAAGAAACCAACUGUCUAGAUACUCUGUUUUGUUCUCCAUGUGCAUAAUGUUCCUCAAUACACUUGAUAGUUCUAACUACAUUAAGGGUUUCUUUGGUGUAUGGUCUUUCUUCUAUUGGCUGUUCAAUUGUGGACAAAUCAGAUUAUAACGAUCUGAGCUAAAGCUAGUAGUUACAAGAAGAUUAUCAAACAUGUGCUUUGCAUCCAUCUAGAUAUUCUUGCUGAAUCAUUUUAUCAAGUAUAUGUAUCUUCCUUUUAGAGAUAUAUCAUGUAUUUGGUUUUGUUUAG
This is a messenger RNA of Arabidopsis thaliana (thale cress), 1714 nucleotides long. RefSeq lists its product as hypothetical. The coding region runs from base 323 to 1192 and encodes 289 amino acids. The record is from RefSeq and is marked reviewed. Lineage: Eukaryota; Viridiplantae; Streptophyta; Magnoliopsida; Brassicales; Brassicaceae. The transcript has 2 exons.